AUGGGUAUGCUUAUCGAUGAUUUGAUGGUUCGCUUCGAGAAGAUUAGUAAGGAUGAGUCUAUCGAUACCAAGGAGAUGGUUACCUUCAUCGAGUUGUUGGAUGAAGCAGUUCAGUAUGCCGACCAGAACAGGGAUGUUGCUGAUAAGAGGGGUCAAGUUCUUGAAAAGUUGGUCAAGAAGCUUUGUGAUAGAAGCCCUAUCGAUGCUGAUACGGGUAUUAAGCCUAUUGAUGAGUUGCGUCAUGUGGUUUUGACUCCUAAUGUGUCUUAUUCUGAUGUUGUUCAUCAGCAACGAUUCCGUUGUCCCACCAUUAAUUAUCAGUAUACCUCCGAUGCUAUAAAAGGUGCUGGUUCUAGUAAGAGUCGUAACCGUUUACCUUAUCUCCAUGUUGAUUGGUUGGGGUUUUUGGCGGUUCCUUCUCUCCAGCAGGCGGAUAUGAAUUCGUUCGAAUGGUUGGUUAUGAAUAUCCCGGUACUGAGGUCUGUUAUGAUACUACCAGAAGUUUGGGGGGUUAUGCAACCUACCUUACGUCUCUUUGUUCUACACGGUAGGACGAAGUUUCGCAGUCGCUACGCUGGUAAGGAUGUUAUCAACGCAUUGGAUAUGGAUUCUGAAGCUUUGGUGCGUAGUCCUACUUUGUGUACUGUGGGUCACGUUAUUAGGAUGUUGGUGGUACUGACCUUCUAUGAUGCGUUAGGUCUCUGGGAUAUUGAUCCUCAUCGUCCUCCUGUUAUUGCAUCGGGUGCGAUGACUGAUGGCGGUUCCUACGACAAGAGGGUUAGAGCGUUGACUAAGCCGGUUUACUUCAGUCUAAUGAGGGUAUUUACUAUGUACAAGACCGUCUUCUGGAGGUGUCUGUACAAUCAUUAUUAUGAUGAUCCUCAAGGUAACGCGGCUGCUCUUUCUGCUCUAGAGCCAAGCAACUUUGAUCCGAUGGCUAUUAGUACCUUCCGUCGUUGGGAGUGGAUCUUUGGUUGGUUGGACGUUAACAGUGUAUCCGCUGAGGCUGCUGUCCAAGCUGUACACAAGAUUGAGCAGAGUUAUUGUUAUAAGGGCUCUAAUGGUGAGGCUGAACAGCAAGGUAGUUCGUCGAGCUCCUCUGAGGUUGGGGAGUACGGUGACUUUGGCUCAUGGGACUAA
This is a messenger RNA of Perkinsus marinus ATCC 50983, 1140 nucleotides long. RefSeq lists its product as hypothetical. The transcript has a single exon. The record is from RefSeq and is a predicted model, not a curated record. Lineage: Eukaryota; Perkinsozoa; Perkinsida; Perkinsidae. The coding region runs from base 1 to 1140 and encodes 379 amino acids.